Molecule: messenger RNA, 1546 nt
Organism: Molossus molossus (Pallas's mastiff bat)
Lineage: Eukaryota; Metazoa; Chordata; Mammalia; Chiroptera; Molossidae
Product: GTPase IMAP family member 1-like
Exons: 3
Coding region: 111-1007 (298 amino acids)
Cellular component (GO): endoplasmic reticulum
Molecular function (GO): GTP binding
Source: RefSeq, a predicted model, not a curated record
UUUGUACUGGGAGGAGCAGCCUGCGGUGCUCACAGUCUGAGGACAGCGGUAGUUCAGGGACUUCAGGGCCAGCGUCAGAGCCUGUCACCAACUCUGCAGGAAAGGUAGUCAUGGGAGGAAGGAAGAUGGUACGAGAUGAAGAAAGCUCCUAUGGUUGGGAAGAGCCCACGCAGGAGCCCCGGCUGCGGCUCAUCCUGGUGGGGAAGACAGGGGCUGGGAAGAGCGCCACCGGGAACAGCAUCCUGCGCCAGAGGCGCUUCCUCUCCAAGCUGGGAGCCACCACGGUGACCAGAACCUGCGAGGUGGGGAGCUGCCCAUGGGACAGGUGGCACGUGGAAGUGAUGGACACCCCGGACCUUUUCAGCUCCCAAGUCUCCAAGACAGACAUGAGGUAUGAGGAGCGGGCCCGCUGCUAUGUGCUGUCGGCUCCCGGGCCCCAUGCCCUGCUCCUGGUGACUCAGCUGGGCCGCUUCACUGCGCAGGACCAGCAGGCUGUGAGCGCGCUCAAGGACCUGUUCGGGGACGAGGUGCUUAGGCGCACUAUCCUCCUGUUCACACAUAAGGAGGACCUGGCCGGGGAGUCCCUGCAGGAAUUUGUGCGCUACACGGACAACCGAGCACUGAGGUUGCUGGUUGCCCAGUGCGGGGGCCGCAUUUACGCCUUUAACAACCAGGCUGCGGGCGGGGAGCAGGAGGCCCAGAUGCUGGAGCUGCUGUCGCUGGUGGAGCGCCUGGUGCAGGACCAUAGGGGUGUCCCCUACUCCAAUGACGUGUACCGCCUGCUGCAGGAGCUGAAGUUCAGCACCCCGGAGGAGCGGCUGCGAAGGGUGCAAGAGGCACUGGCCAGCCGCAAGCAGGGGUGGCGGCGACACUGGCUGCUAGGUUGGCUGCCCAAGUGCAUGGCGACAAGGAAGCUGUGUGUGGCCUUGCUGGGUGGCCUGCUCCUGGCUUACUGGCUGCUCUCCAGUCACUGGUCCAAGGCCACUCUUGAGGUCCCUCCUGAGUGAAAGACUGGAAACAGGACUCUGACCCACCAACUGACAAUCACAUCCUUCCCUGGUGUCCUGGCCUCCAGGUCCCGCAGGCUUUCCUUGUCCCUCACCAGCAGUCAUCUACCAAGGACAAAAUCCUUCUGGGUCCCAUCUCCCCCACCAAUCCUGCCCAUGUGACCUGGGCCUCCCUGAGCUCUUCUCUGUCUGAUGCCAAACAACUGCUGUUGCUUUUGCCUGUUUUCCUCUGACCUCAGGCUGCUGUCCCGUCAUUGAAUCCUUCCUUGUCUCCCCAGGGGACAAAGGGCCAGUGCCUAUAGGCAGCCUCAGUCCAGACCCAUUUUUCAGUUGAAUCUGAAUUCAAUAAAUAAAUGCCCUAAAUGUCCACAUGGUGUUCACGGAAAACAAUGUUUGUAGAUGUUGUCCAUCCGCCUUAUAUGCCCACUGAACAAAGACACUGCCCUGUCAUUCCUAAGCCCACCUGCAAAAACCACAACCCACGUGCAGACAGACACACAGGCACACAAGCAGUGGUGGGGUGAGCCCAUAAGGAGACA